ACAUAGUAGCAUAAGAAAAUGAAGAUAUCAUCACUAGGAUGGGUCUUAGUCCUUAUCUUCAUCUCUAUUACCAUUGUUUCGAGUGCACCAGCACCUAAACCUCCUAAACCUAAGCCUGCACCAGCACCUACACCUCCUAAACCUAAGCCCACACCAGCACCUACACCUCCUAAACCUAAGCCCAAACCAGCACCUACACCUCCUAAACCUAAGCCUGCACCAGCACCUACACCUCCUAAACCUAAGCCCGCACCAGCACCUACACCUCCUAAACCUAAGCCCAAACCAGCACCUACACCUCCUAAUCCUAAGCCCACACCAGCACCUACACCUCCUAAACCUAAGCCUGCACCAGCACCAGCACCAACACCAGCACCGAAACCUAAACCUGCACCUAAACCAGCACCAGGUGGAGAAGUUGAGGACGAAACCGAGUUUAGCUACGAGACGAAAGGAAACAAGGGGCCAGCGAAAUGGGGAACACUAGAUGCAGAGUGGAAAAUGUGUGGAAUAGGCAAAAUGCAAUCUCCUAUUGAUCUUCGGGACAAAAAUGUGGUAGUUAGUAAUAAAUUUGGAUUGCUUCGUAGCCAGUAUCUGCCUUCUAAUACCACCAUUAAGAACAGAGGUCAUGAUAUCAUGUUGAAAUUCAAAGGAGGAAAUAAAGGUAUUGGUGUCACUAUCCGUGGUACUAGAUAUCAACUUCAACAACUUCAUUGGCACUCUCCUUCCGAACAUACAAUCAAUGGCAAAAGGUUUGCGCUAGAGGAACACUUGGUUCAUGAGAGCAAAGAUAAACGCUACGCUGUUGUCGCAUUCUUAUACAAUCUCGGAGCAUCUGACCCUUUUCUCUUUUCGUUGGAAAAACAAUUGAAGAAGAUAACUGAUACACAUGCGUCCGAGGAACAUGUCGGAAUCAUUGAUCCCAAAAAACUCAGUUUUGAAUAAAAACAUUAUUAUAGAUAUUCCGGAUCACUUACUGCUCCUCCAUGUUCUGAAAAUGUUAUUUGGUCCGUUUCCAAAGAGAUUCGCACUGUGUCAAGUAAACAAGUGAAGCUUCUCCGUGUGGCUGUACACGAUGCUUCAGAUUCAAAUGCCAGGCCGCUUCAAGCAGUCAAUAAGCGCAAGGUAUAUUUAUACAAACCAAAGGUUAAGUUAAUGAAGAAAUACUGUAAUAUAAGUUCUUACUAGUAAUCUUUAAUUCUUUAUAUAUGUACAUUAUGAAUUGUACACUAAAAUGAUGUUUUUAGGGAUAAACUGAUGACUUGGUUUUGUUAUUUAAAAA
Molecule: messenger RNA, 1282 nt
Organism: Arabidopsis thaliana (thale cress)
Lineage: Eukaryota; Viridiplantae; Streptophyta; Magnoliopsida; Brassicales; Brassicaceae
Gene: ACA8
Product: alpha carbonic anhydrase 8
Exons: 7
Coding region: 19-945 (308 amino acids)
Cellular component (GO): chloroplast stroma
Molecular function (GO): zinc ion binding; carbonate dehydratase activity
Source: RefSeq, marked reviewed